Procambarus clarkii (red swamp crayfish) is the source of this 1851-nucleotide messenger RNA. The record is from RefSeq and is a predicted model, not a curated record. Lineage: Eukaryota; Metazoa; Arthropoda; Malacostraca; Decapoda; Cambaridae.
AUGCGUCAUAUCAGUUCCGCACUGACGGCAAACAGGGGCACGGGGCAUCCUACAGCAUCCUGCAGCAUCCUGCAGUAUGCUACAGCAUCCUGCAUCAUCCUACAGUAUGCUACAGCAUCCUACAGCAUCCUACAGUAUGCUACAGCAUCCUACAGCAUCCUACAGUAUGCUACAGCAUCCUGCAGCAUCCUACAGUAUGCUACAGCAUCCUACAGUAUGCUACAGCAUCCUGCAGCAUCCUACAGUAUGCUACAGCAUCCUGCAGCAUCCGGCAUCAUCCUACAGUAUGCUACAGCAUCCUACAGCAUCCUACAGUAUGCUACAGCAUCCUACAGCAUCCUACAGUAUGCUACAGCAUCCUACAGUAUGCUACAGCAUCCUGCAGCAUCCUGCAGCAUCCUACAGUAUGCUACAGCAUCCUGCAUCAUCCUGCAUCAUCCUACAGUAUGCUACAGCAUCCUACAGUAUGCUACAGCAUCCUGCAGCAUCCUACAGUAUGCUACAGCAUCCUGCAGCAUCCGGCAUCAUCCUACAGUAUGCUACAGCAUCCUACAGCAUCCUACAGUAUGCUACAGCAUCCUACAGCAUCCUACAGUAUGCUACAGCAUCCUACAGUAUGCUACAGCAUCCUGCAUCAUCCUGCAUCAUCCUACAGUAUGCUACAGCAUCCUACAGUAUGCUACAGCAUCCUGCAGCAUCCUACAGUAUGCUACAGCAUCCUGCAGCAUCCGGCAUCAUCCUACAGUAUGCUACAGCAUCCUACAGCAUCCUACAGUAUGCUACAGCAUCCUACAGCAUCCUGCAUCAUCCUACAGUAUGCUACAGCAUCCUACAGUAUGCUACAGCAUCCUACAGCAUCCUACCGUAUGCUACAGCAUCCUACAGUAUGCUACAGCAUCCUGCUGCAUCCUGCAGCAUCCUACAGCAGCCUACAGUAUGCCACAGCAUCCUACAGCAUCCUGCAGCAUCCUACAGUAUGCUACAGCAUCCUACAGCAUCCUACAGUAUGCUACAGCAUCCUACAGCAUCCUACAGUAUGCUACAGCAUCCUGCAGCAUCCUGCAGCAUCCUACAGCAGCCUACAGUAUGCCGCAGCAUCCUACAGCAUCCUGCAGCAUCCUACAGUAUGCUACAGCAUCCUACAGCAUCCUACAGUAUGCUACAGCGUCCUACAUCAUACUACAGUAUGCUACAGCAUCCUACAGUAUGCUACAGCAUCCUACAGCAUUCUACAGUAUGCUACAGCAUCCUACAGUAUGCUACAGCAUCCUACAGUAUGCUACAGCAUCCGACAGCAUCCUACAGUAUGCUACAGAACCCUACAGCAUCCUACAGUAUGCUACAGCAUCCUACAGUAUGCUACAGCAUCCUACAGCAUCCUACAGUAUGCUACAGCAUCCUACAGCAUCCAACAGCAUCCUACAGCACUCUACAGUAUGCUUCAGCAUCCUACAGCAUCCAACAGCAUUCUACAGCAUCCUACAGUAUGCUACAGUAACCUACAGCAUCCUACAACAUCCUACAGUAUGCUACAGCAUCCUACAGUAUGCUACAGCAUCCUACAGCAUCCAACAGUAUCCUACAGCAUCCUACAGUAUGCUACAGCAUCCUACAGCAUCCUACAGUAUGCUACAGCAUCCUACAGCAUUCUACAACAUCCUACAGUAUGCUACAGUAACCUACAGCAUCCUACAACAUCCUACAGUAUGCUACAGCAUCCUACAGUAUGCUACAGCAUCCUACAGCACUCUACAGUAUGCUUCAGCGUCCUACAGCAUCAAACAGCAUCCUACAGUAUGCUACAGCAUCCAACAGCAUCCUACAGCAUGCUACAGCAUCGGAGCUCAUUAA